AUGGGAAUGGGCUAUGAAAAGAUACAUGCUUGUCCUAAUGAUUGCAUAUUAUACAGGGAAGAGUAUGCUAAUCUUAGUGAGUGUCCAAAAUACGGAUCUUCACGAUAUAAAGUGAAAAAGCACAAAGAUAGUGAUGAUGGCGAUGCUAAUGAGACAACUAAAGGGCAACCUUUGAAGGUACUAUGGUAUCUUCUGAUAAUACCACGAUUCAAAAGGUUGUUUGCUAAUGCAACAGAGGUAAAAAAGAUGACAUGGCACAUUGAUGAGAAAAUAUUAGAUGGAAAAUAUCUUAGGUACCCUGCUGAUUCUCCCCAAUGGAAGAAAAUAGAUGAAAUGUAUCCAAAAUUUGGUAGUGAUCCAAGAAAUCUUUGUCUUGGGCUUUGUACAGAUGGAGUUAAUCCUUACGGUACUCUCAAUAGCACACAUAGUGCAUGGCCAGUUUUGCUUGUGAUUUACAACUUACCUCCCUGGUUAUGCAUGAAGCACAAAUAUAUGAUGUUGUCUAUGAUGAUAUCAGGACCAAAACAGCCAGGGAACAAUAUUAAUGUCUACUUGGCACCUUUGAUUAAGGACUUGAAGAAAUUAUGGGAGGAAGGCGUAGAUGUGUUCGAUGAACAUAAACAAGAGUCCUUUAAGCUGCAUGCAAUUAUCUUCACGGCGAUAAAUGAUUUUCCUGCCUAUGAAAACUUGUCAGGAUACAGUGUAAAUGGACAUAGAACAUGUCCUAUAUGUGAAGCGGACACACACUACCACCAACUUAAACAUGGAAGGAAAACAGUUUAUCUUGGUCAUAGGAGGUUUCUUGAUCGAUUCCAGCCAUACCGUAGAUUGAAAACGGUUUUUAAUGGUACACCAGAACAUGGAUUGGCUCCGAAGCCAUUAACUGGAGAGGAAGUUUAUCGUAAAGUGGAAAGAAUUGAUAUCAUGUUUGGUAAGAAUAAAAAGAUUGUAGGUGAGAAGAACAUUUGGAAAAAAAAGUUCAUAUUCUUUGAUCUUCCAUAUUGGUGUAAUCUUGAUGUUAGACACAGUCUUGAUAUGAUGCAUCUGGAGAAAAACAUUUGUGAUAGCCUUAUUGGUACUCUUUUGCACAUACCAGGAAAAACUAAGGAUGGAAUCAAUGCUAGAUUAGACUUGGUUGAAAUAGGAAUAAGAGAACGGUUACAUCCGCAACUAAAAGAGAGUGGUAAGAGGGUUUAUUUGGAGCUAGCAGCACACACAUUAUCGAAAGCAGAGAAAACUAGCUUGUGCCGAUGUUUGCAUAACAUUAAGGUGCCACAGGGUUAUUCUUCUAAUAUGAAAAAGCAUGUCUCGAUGGAUGAUUUAAAGUUAGUUGGGAUGAAAUCUCAUGAUUAUCAUGUAUUGAUGCAGCAACUAUUACCAGUGGUUAUUCGAGGUAUUAUGAAAGAUGAUGUGAGAAACACGAUAACUAAACUGUGUAUUUUUUUCAAUGCUAUUUGCAGCAAAGUUAUUGACACUGAAAAGUUAGAUGAAUUGGAAAAAGAGGGUUAUGUUAUUCUGUGUCAACUAGAAAUGUAUUUUCCACCAGUAUUUUUUGAUAUCAUGGUAUAUUUGAUAGUGCAUUUAGUAAGAGAGGUAAGACUCUGUGGCCCUGUAUAUCUAAGAUGGAUGUAUCAAUUUGAGAGAUUCAUGAAAGUCUUAAAGGGUUAUUCUAAGAAUCCUUAUCGACUUGAGGCAUCAAUUGUUGAAAGAUAUGUAGCUAAAGAGGCCAUAGACUUUUGCAAAGGAUAUCUAUCUGGAGUGGAAGCACAAGCUUGA
Messenger RNA from Neltuma alba, 1776 nucleotides. RefSeq lists its product as uncharacterized. The record is from RefSeq and is a predicted model, not a curated record. Bases 1 to 1776 code for a protein of 591 amino acids. NCBI's taxonomy places the organism in Eukaryota, Viridiplantae, Streptophyta, Magnoliopsida, Fabales, Fabaceae. The transcript has a single exon.